AUUGAGAUGGAUUAGCAUUUACUAACUACAUCUUGUAGUGAAGAUGAUGAUGACAAAAACACUUUAAAAUAAGUCUAACUUGUUGUCUUUCCAAAAAGGUUUCUUAAUCCCCUAUCAACCUUUAGAAUGAAUGGAGUAAUAUUCCUUUUUUACUCUUUAUCUAUAGGAUUUUCAUCUCUAUUCUGAUGCCAAAAAUAUCGUCUUCAAUAAUAAUCUUAAAUUAGGAGUUAGCAGCUAAAAUCCAUACAAAAAAGUCUCUAAAGUAAUAAUCGACAAGGGAAGACUUGUUAUUUAGUAUACCUAAUUAGACUUUUCAAUAACUCCAUGGGAAUACGUUGUUAAAAAAUUGGAUAGUUAUGGCGAUGCAAAUAUUCAUGAACUGAGUUAAUACAUUUAAAAAUACAUUGAAUCUCUUAAAAAUGGUCUUUAAUAAGUUCACGGAACUUUCGAAGUAUGUUUAUAAACAUAACAUAUGUUUAGAAUCAGAUAACAAACUAUAGAGCUUCAGGACUUUAUUAAUAUAAAUAUAUCAAAGAUCUCGACCAGCUUUUUAUCUCACAAGUCGAAUAUGAUAUAAGCCUAAUUGAAGAACUUGGCUUUAAUGUAUCGAAAUUCAUUGAUUCUUGUCUUAAAUACGGAAUUCCAGAGUAAUUAUUUAAUUUGAAUUCUUUCCAGGAUUUCUCUCAAAUACGGAAGUACAAAUUAAGAAUAUUACAAAAACAUAAUGGAAUUUGCCAAACCAUUAGCACAUCCAUAACAGACUCAUGAAUAUUAUUUAUAUUCUCAUCUAUAUCCAGAGGUAUUAAUUAAUUUAUAUAUAUGAAAAGGGAUUAAAGACUGAUGUAUCUUUCUAAGUCGAACACUUAAAUAGCUCAACACAAGAAGAACAACUUAUCAACUUUCAUAUUUAUUACAAUUAUUAACCACAAUAAAAUCCCAUCUCUUUCAAUCAUAAUGAUAAAAAAACAAAACAACGCAAUUGCAUUUCACAUUACUAUUAACUUUAAGAGAAUCAAUUUCUAAGAUGUGGAUAUAAAAAAGUCAAAUUCUGAACAUUAAUUAUUUCUAAC
Messenger RNA from Paramecium sonneborni, 1070 nucleotides. The record is from the annotation of a GenBank genome assembly. Lineage: Eukaryota; Ciliophora; Oligohymenophorea; Peniculida; Parameciidae.